AUGGAUAACAAGUUUUAUGUGAACACUAACGGCGAACGCAACAUCUGGUCCACGGCGGCGGAGGAGAAUAUGACAACAGCGGCGUCAUCGUCUCAGUCACAACCGCCGCAGAUGCAGUCGUCUAAGUUUCAUCAACCGGAGAACCACAUCCAUAUAAAUGAUGGUUUCUCGAGUGGUGCUUUUGAUUUGCAAACCCUAGAAUCCUCUUUUCGUGGACUUUCUUUUGCAGAUUCAAAUGUUCAUCAGAACGGUAAUCCGAUACUCCCCGCCCAUCAAUACAAUCAGGUGUUUAACGGUGGAGGUGGUAGUUAUGGUGAUGGGUACUUAUUUCCUCCAAGUGGUUCUUAUCACCACUAUGAAUUAAAAGACUUGCAAAGGUUUAACCAGAAUCAACAGAGAUUGUCAUAUCAGAACGAUUAUGUUAAUCAAUCUUAUAGGUAUGAUACUAUUGGUGGUGGUAAUGGGAUGCUUAACAAUAGUUUCUUGAAUGGAGUUCCUUGUGCUUCAAGAAACAAUGUUUCAGAUUACUACACUAAUAUUUUUGGGUAUGGAGUUAACAAUUCUUGGAGGAGUAAUGAAGGUUGUACCUAUAAUCAAGAUCAGGCGGCCUCGUCGAUGGAGAAUGGGAGGGGCUCGUACUUUUCCAUUGCUACAGACCGAGUAUGGAGCAAGGAAUUGGAGAAGACUAUCUUUGUGGGUACUAAAGAGACGAUUGAUAUGAUUUUCGAUGGUCUCAUUGUCGGUAUUUGUGAGUUGAUGGUUGAUCCUUUUGGUAAUGAUGUUGUUAAGCUGCUUAUCGGAAAAUGCAGCUCUGAACAGAUCAUUCUGAUUGUUGAUGUUGUCACUCGGCACAUUUCUAAGUUUGUUAACAUAUGCUUUAAUCCGAUCGGAACUUUGGCAAUACAAGUUCUGUUAACUAGUAUUCAUGAGCGUGCUAACAAUCAAAUCCCGCGCAUUAUGGAUGCUAUAAGCUCGGUAGCACUUCAAUUGACAAGGAACACCAAUGCCAAAUAUGUGAUUCUAGCAUGUUUCCGCAUGUUUACUUCGUCGCAGUGUAGGCGUCUUCUUGAAGUUGUCUCUCAACAUUGUUACCAGAUAGCGAUUGAUCAAAACGGAUGCUGCUUGCUUCAGCAAUGUUUUGACAAGGAACGUGUUCCGAAUCAUGAGAUAAGGCAACGUUUGAUUUCGGAAGUUAUCGAACAUGCGUUGAAACUCUGCUUGAACUGUCAUGGAAACUAUGUGGUUCAAUAUGUCGUGGAGCUCGAUAAUCAACAUGAAACAGAUUUGCUCGUGAAUAAGCUACUUAGGAACUAUGCGCAUCUAGCCCGCAACAAAUAUGGAAGUCAUGUUGUGCAGAAGUUGUUGAAACUAAGGGGUAUCGACUCUAAGCUGAUUGUUGUUGACUUGCUUAGAGGGAUUGAUACACUUCUUCUUGACCCGUUUGGUAACUAUGUCAUUCAAACCGCAUGGUUUGUGUCUAAGGAAGAUGUGCGCCAGAUGUUGAGGUAUUAUAUAGAGCGUAACAUUCGAUUGAUGAGGUGCAACAAAUUUGGGAACAAAAUUCUGGAGAAACUCAAUAUCUAGAGAGAGCUGAAUGGUAGAAAGAAGAAUUUGUUUUUGAUGUUGU
Molecule: messenger RNA, 1627 nt
Organism: Arabidopsis thaliana (thale cress)
Lineage: Eukaryota; Viridiplantae; Streptophyta; Magnoliopsida; Brassicales; Brassicaceae
Gene: PUM13
Product: pumilio 13
Exons: 5
Coding region: 1-1584 (527 amino acids)
Cellular component (GO): cytoplasm
Molecular function (GO): RNA binding
Source: RefSeq, marked reviewed